CGGGGACAGUACGCCCAGUUCCCCUCGCCCUGCGCGCUUUCAGUCCUACCCUGAGCGGCUCAGGUGUCCCUGUGGCGCUCACCUGCCCCGGCUGCGGGACGGCGGGUGCUCACCCGGAGAGCCCAGGAACGGGCAGGACAUGAAGUCAGCUGGGGGUCCUCUGUGAAAAUAAUGAAGGUCAUCAGUGUGGAGAGACCUUGAGCCAUACCGCGAACCUUCUUGUGCUCAGGUGUUACCCUACCGAAGGUAAACCCUCUGAGUGCACUACGUGUGGCAAAGCCUCCGAGAAUCGGCAGAGAUCUCACACCAGGCAGAGGCUGCAUCUGUGUGAGGAAUGUGGGCAAGCCUGCAGCUGCCUCUCCUGCCAAAGCCCUCCUGUGAAAACUCAGACCAUAGAGCAACCCUGUAAUUGCCAGAACCCAGGGAGAGCAUCUGCGACCUAUGUGAAAAGUCUCAGCAGUAAAAAGUCUUACGAAUGUAAGAAAUGUGGGCAAGCUUUCACUUGUCCCUCAUCUUUCAGGGCACAUGUGAAAGGUCACCAUGGGCAGAAAACCCACGCAUGUAAAGUAUGUGGGAAGACCUUUAUGUAUUACUCCUACCUUACACGGCACAUAAGAACUCACACAGGAGAGAAACCCUAUGAAUGUAAGGAGUGUGGGAAAGCCUUCAGUUGUCCCUCCUACUUUCGAGAACACGUCAGAACACACACCGGAGAGAAACCGUAUGACUGUAAGCAUUGUGGAAAAUCAUUCAGCUGUUACUCUUCCUUUAGAGAUCACGUGAGGACCCACACUGGAGAGAGACCCUGUCAGUGUAAACACUGCGGGAAAGCAUUCACAUGUUACUCAUCUCUCCGAGAACACGGGAGAACGCACAGUGGAGAGAAGCCCUAUGAAUGUAAGGAAUGCGGCAAAGCCUUCAGGUACCCCUCCUCCCUGCGAACACAUGUGAGAAUGCACAGUGGAGAGAAGCCCUACAUGUGCAAGCAGUGUGGGAAGGCCUUCGGAUGUCCCACCUACUUCAGAAGACAUGUGAAAACGCACAGCGGCCUGAAACCCUACGAAUGUAAGGAGUGUGGGAAAGCCUACAGUUUUUCCUCAUCCCUUCGAAUCCAUGCGAGGACGCACACUGGAGAGAAGCCCUUUGAGUGUAAGCAUUGUGGGAAAGCCUUCAGCUGUCACUCGUCCCUUCGAGAGCAUGUGAGAACCCACAGUGGAGAGAAACCGUACGAAUGUAAGCAAUGUGGGAAAGCCUUCAGCCAUGCUCAGUAUUUUCAAAAGCAUGUGAGAGCACACAGUGGAGUCAAACCCUAUGAAUGCACUGAAUGUGGGAAAGCCUACAGUUGUUCCUCAUCCCUUCGGGUGCACGUGAGGACGCACACUGGAGAGAGACCCUACGAAUGCCAGCAGUGUGGGAAAACCUUUAGGUAUCUCGCUUCCCUCCAAGCACAUGUGAGGACACAUGCAGGAGCGUGAAUCUGCGAAUACAGUGGACCUGGGAGAGUGUUCCACCUUAAAACCUUGUAAACGUGAGAAAGCUUGCCGGGCGCGGUGGCUCACGCCUGUAAUCCCAGCACUUUGGGAGGCUGAAGCGGGUGGGUCACGAGGUCAAGGG
This is a messenger RNA of Cebus imitator (Panamanian white-faced capuchin), 1614 nucleotides long. RefSeq names its product zinc finger protein 77 (gene ZNF77). Gene Ontology annotation, molecular function: RNA polymerase II cis-regulatory region sequence-specific DNA binding; DNA-binding transcription factor activity, RNA polymerase II-specific. Gene Ontology annotation, biological process: regulation of DNA-templated transcription. The record is from RefSeq and is a predicted model, not a curated record. The coding region runs from base 585 to 1475 and encodes 296 amino acids. The transcript has 2 exons. NCBI's taxonomy places the organism in Eukaryota, Metazoa, Chordata, Mammalia, Primates, Cebidae.